GCAGCCCCAGGUCCUCAGCAUAAUGGUGGUUCGUAUGUUGUUUCGGGCGGUGAUCAUGGGCCCUCCAGGAUCGGGGAAAGGCACGAUCUCGGAUAGGAUCGUUAAACACUUCGCACUCAAGCACCUGUCCAGUGGGGAUUUGCUAAGGCUGAACAUCCAGAGGAAGACAGAAAUUGGGAUUGUUGCCAAGUCUUGCAUAGAUCAAGGCCAGCUCGUUCCAGAUGAUGUCAUCACCCACCUUAUUCUACAGGAACUAAACAACAUAGGAGAACACAACUGGCUGCUAGAUGGAUUUCCAAGAACUGUCCCUCAAGCCCAGGCUCUCGAUAAGGCUCAUGAAAUAAGCACGGUCAUUGAUCUGAAUGUGCCAUUUCAAACCAUUAAGGAUCGUCUGACAGCCCGGUGGAUCCACCCUGGUAGUGGCAGAGUAUAUAACACUGAAUUUAAUCCACCUAAAGUCUCGGGAAUUGAUGAUAUUACUGGAGAGCCUUUGAUUCAGCGUGAGGAUGACAAGCCAGAAACUGUUACCAAGAGACUUAAAGGUUAUGAGGCCCUUACCAAACCUGUACUGGAAUAUUAUCAAAACAAGGGUGUACUGAACACAUUUUCUGGGACAGAAACCAACAAGAUCUGGCCCCACGUUCAUUCAUUCCUGCGUACAAAGCUGCCUGAAGAACUCCAGGAGUAACUGAU
Molecule: messenger RNA, 693 nt
Organism: Nanorana parkeri
Lineage: Eukaryota; Metazoa; Chordata; Amphibia; Anura; Dicroglossidae
Gene: AK3
Product: adenylate kinase 3
Exons: 5
Coding region: 23-688 (221 amino acids)
Biological process (GO): nucleobase-containing compound metabolic process
Cellular component (GO): mitochondrion; cytoplasm
Molecular function (GO): ATP binding; AMP kinase activity
Source: RefSeq, a predicted model, not a curated record